Molecule: messenger RNA, 1578 nt
Organism: Pan troglodytes (chimpanzee)
Lineage: Eukaryota; Metazoa; Chordata; Mammalia; Primates; Hominidae
Gene: TAC1
Product: tachykinin precursor 1
Exons: 6
Coding region: 681-1025 (114 amino acids)
Biological process (GO): tachykinin receptor signaling pathway; inflammatory response; positive regulation of cytosolic calcium ion concentration
Molecular function (GO): substance P receptor binding
Source: RefSeq, a predicted model, not a curated record
UCUGGUUAUAGAAAGAUGCUGUGUCUCAGAAACACUUAAAUACUAUUAAGCUAGAAAUAGAAGGGAAAAUAAUGCUUCCCCGCAUCUCCCCUCAAGCGUAGUCCUCUUUUUUUAGCCUGAUUUCCGACGAAAUGUCUGAAUGCCUACAGUUAUUUGGCCAUCCUCAAAAGUGCAACUUAUCCUGACGUCUCGAGGGACGGAAAAGUUACCGAAGUCCAAGGAAUGAGUCACUUUGCUCAAAUUUGAUGAGUAAUAUCAGGUGUCAUGAAACCCAGUUUCGAAGGAGAGGGGAGGGGGCGUCAGAUCUGCAGAUGGAAGCAGGCCGCUCCGGAUUGGAUGGCGAGACCUCGAUUUUCCUAAAAUUGCGUCAUUUAGAACCCAAUUGGGUCCAGAUGUUAUGGGCAUCGACGAGUUACCGUCUCGGAAACUCUCAAUCACGCAAGCGAAAGGAGAGGAGGCGGCUAAUUAAAUAUUGAGCAGAAAGUCGCGUGGGGAGAAUGUCACGUGGGUCUGGAGGCUCAAGGAGGCUGGGAUAAAUACCGCAAGGCACUGAGCAGGCGAAAGAGCGCGCUCGGACCUCCUUCCCGGCGGCAGCUACCGAGAGUGCGGAGCGACCAGCGUGCGCUCGGAGGAACCAGAGAAACUCAGCACCCCCGGGACUGUCCGUCGCAAAAUCCAACAUGAAAAUCCUCGUGGCCUUGGCAGUCUUUUUUCUUGUCUCCACUCAGCUGUUUGCAGAAGAAAUAGGAGCCAAUGAUGAUCUGAAUUACUGGUCCGACUGGUCCGACAGCGACCAGAUCAAGGAGGAACUGCCGGAGCCCUUUGAGCAUCUUCUGCAGAGAAUCGCCCGGAGACCCAAGCCUCAGCAGUUCUUUGGAUUAAUGGGCAAACGGGAUGCUGGACAUGGCCAGAUCUCUCACAAAAGACAUAAAACAGAUUCCUUUGUUGGACUAAUGGGCAAAAGAGCUUUAAAUUCUGAGGCUUAUGAAAGGAGUGCAAUGCAGAAUUAUGAAAGAAGACGUUAAUAAACUACCUAACAUUAUUUAUUCAGCUUCAUUUGUGUCAAUGGGCAAUGAAAGGUAAAUUAAGACAUGCACUAUGAGGAAUAAUUAUUUAUUUAAUAACAAUUGUUUGGGGUUGAAAAUUCAAAAAGUGUUUAUUUUUCAUAUUGUGCCAAUAUGUAUUGUAAACAUGUGUUUUAAUUCCAAUAUGAUGACUCCCUUAAAAUAGAAAUAAGUGGUUAUUUCUCAACAAAGCACAGUGUUAAAUGAAAUUGUAAAACCUGUCAAUGAUACAGUCCCUAAAGAAAAAAAAUCAUUGCUUUGAAGCAGUUGUGUCAGCUACUGCGGAAAAGGAAGGAAACUCCUGACAGUCUUGUGCUUUUCCUAUUUGUUUUCAUGGUGAAAAUGUACUGAGAUUUUGGUAUUACACUGUAUUUGUAUCUCUGAAGCAUGUUUCAUGUUUUGUGACUAUAUAGAGAUGUUUUUAAAAGUUUCAAUGUGAUUCUAAUGUCUUCAUUUCAUUGUAUGAUGUGUUGUGAUAGCUAACAUUUUAAAUAAAAGAAAAAAAUAUCUUGAA